Molecule: messenger RNA, 2409 nt
Organism: Acipenser ruthenus (sterlet)
Lineage: Eukaryota; Metazoa; Chordata; Actinopteri; Acipenseriformes; Acipenseridae
Product: beta-Ala-His dipeptidase-like
Exons: 13
Coding region: 275-1819 (514 amino acids)
Biological process (GO): proteolysis
Cellular component (GO): cytosol
Molecular function (GO): metallodipeptidase activity
Source: RefSeq, a predicted model, not a curated record
AGUCAAGUAUCGCUCAACUUGCUAACUACAAGCUGAUGUGAUCCAUGCUCUGAGGAUCUCUGAAAAACUGAUUGCUGUUUAGUCGUAUUCACAAGACUCUGCUUUUUGAAGACAGUUCUUAUUUUUCAAUAUAUCCUACACUACACUUCCAUAUACUGGAAGUUUUUGGGUUUUUUUUGCAGGCACAUUCUAUUGAGUUCACUGUGCAUCUUUGUUGGCCUUUGUUGGCCUGUUUCUUCAUCUGGGCAGGUCAGAAAAAAGUAGAACUUGAACUAUGCCUCACAUCAUGCAAAAGCCUACAAGAAACAGCUGGUCAAAGACCAUGGUGAGCUCAUGUUUGGCAAAGCUUCUUAUUUCUAUAGUGGUGAUGCAAAUUUCCACAGAGGUGUCCGGCUCAGGCUUGGAUCCAAUUUUUAAGUAUAUUGACGAGCAGCAAAAUGAAUUUGUACAGAGGCUGAAGGAAUGGGUGGCUAUACCAAGCGAUUCCAGUGAACCCCAAACAUGGGACGAAGUGGUUAGAAUGCUAAAUGUGACAGCAGACAAGAUCAAAAUGUUGGGAGGAAAUAUUGAGUUUGCAGAUGUGGGAAGUCAAAGGAUGUCUAAUGGGCAAUUAGUUCACCUGCCACCUGUAAUAUUAGCUGAACUCAAGAAGGACCCAAAGAAACCCACCCUCUGUAUUUACGGGCAUGUUGACGUGCAGCCUGCUAAGAAGGAGGACGGCUGGACCACUGACCCAUACACGCUGACAGAAAUCAAUGGUAACCUGUAUGGACGUGGAGCUUCAGACAACAAGGGCCCAGUUUUAGCCUGGCUCCAUGCUGUGGAAGCUUAUCAAGCACUAAAACAGGAAAUUCCAGUGAACAUCAAGUUUAUUAUUGAAGGCAUGGAAGAGGCUGGAUCCAAUGGCCUGGAUACACUCACCGAGCAACGGAACAUGACCUUUUUCUCUGACGUGGACUAUAUAGUAAUCUCAGACAAUAUCUGGAUGAGCAAGAAACCUGCUCUCACAUAUGCAACCAGGGGAAACUGCUUCUUCUUUGUAGAGGUCGAAGGUCAAAAGCAAGAUAUGCACUCUGGAGUGUUUGGUGGUUCCAUUCACGAAGCAAUGACAGACUUGGUAGCUUUGCUUGACAGCCUUGUGGAUUCCCGUGGUCGCAUUCUGGUCCCUGGUAUCAAUGAAGCUGUCGCCCCUCUCACAGAGGAAGAGGAGAAGAGGUAUCAGGGGAUUGAGUUUGAUCUGGAAGCACAUAAAAAGGAUUCUGGUGUGACAAAAUUCUUAUAUGACACCAAGGAAGAAAUACUUCAGCACCGUUGGCGCUAUCCAUCCUUGUCGAUCCAUGGAAUUGAGGGAGCUUUUUCUGAUCCUGGAAGCAAAACUGUUAUCCCUAGAAAAGUGAUUGGAAAAUUUUCAAUCCGUCAAGUUCCUAACAUGGAUCCUUCAGAGGUGGAAAAACAGGUCACAAAAUACCUUCAAAAACUGUUCGCUGAGCGAAACAGUCCCAACCAGCUGAAAGUGACUAUGCCUAUUGGGGCAAAACCAUGGGUAGCCAAUGUGAGUGAUCCUCAGUUUGUAGCUGGACGCAGAGCAGUAAAGACAGUAUUUGGAGUGGACCCUGACCUGAUUUGUGAAGGAUCCACCAUUCCCAUUGCUAGAAACUUUCAGGAUGUGACAGGCAAGAGCAUCAUAAUGCUACCAAUAGGGGGCGCAGAUGAUGGCGAGCAUUCACAGAAUGAGAAAAUGAGCAGGUCCAACUACAUACAAGGAACAAAGCUGUUCGCAGCUUUUUUUUAUGAACUUUCUCAACUUCCACAGAAAUAAUGAACAACUGAGGCUCACUCAGGAUGGAAUAGAAUAGACUAGCAUUGAUUAACUAUCCAAUAUGGUGUAGAACCUAGAUGAAUAUUAUGUUAAGUUGGUAGUCAAAGUUCACAAAGGGCCAUGGUUCAUAAGGUGGUAUGCAGUACACCCAAAGUGAAACAAUUUGAUUUAUGCAUGGAAGAUAUGUGCUCCAUAGCAUGAUGAAUGUAGAUAUCUUGAGUUGGACUACUAGGCUUAACCUUCAUGAAAAGUCACAAAACAAAAAACCUUGACACAAAUUGACUGGAUUUUCCCAUUCUACUUAUCAAGCUGUUGAAAAUGCCUCUUUGUCUUGUGCACAUUAGUUCACAAAAGGUGUAUUGUAUUCCAUACUCAUGGACCUCUUUUAUGGCAUAUUCUGAAAUGGGAAUGUCCUGAAUCACCCCCUGAACAAACUAUACCACCCUUGAAUUUGAAUCAUGAUUCUAUAAAGUACAGUAUAUAUGGUAUUAUGUCAUUAACAUGUGUUGUCCUGCAUUUCACAUCUCAGUUAACAAUAUAGACCAAAUAUGGCCUUGAUGUAACAAAUGUAAUAAAAUUAUAAUUCAUUA